This is a messenger RNA of Thermothielavioides terrestris NRRL 8126, 2776 nucleotides long. RefSeq lists its product as uncharacterized. Lineage: Eukaryota; Fungi; Ascomycota; Sordariomycetes; Sordariales; Chaetomiaceae. Gene Ontology annotation, biological process: protein deubiquitination. The record is from RefSeq and is a predicted model, not a curated record. The coding region runs from base 150 to 2504 and encodes 784 amino acids. Gene Ontology annotation, cellular component: nucleus; cytosol. Gene Ontology annotation, molecular function: protein binding; zinc ion binding; cysteine-type endopeptidase activity. The transcript is spliced from 4 exons.
CAUGGAUCCACCAACCCGAGCUUACGGCUCACCGCAGCAUGCCGCCCACCAUCCCUUGCCUUACAUCAACCUGCAGCUCGAAUUUGGCGACAUUGCAACACUCUUGCUAAGUCGCUCUGCCAAAGAGACACCUACACCUGGCGCUCAACAUGGCGUGCCCCCAUAUUGGAGCAGCUAAUCUCUCGAAGCCGACUCCUGCCGAUUCGGUUUAUCGCGAAGACUGCACUCAGUGCUUUGACUCCAUUGACGACCCAGAUGGCCUGGAUGUCUGCCUUAAGUGCUUCAACGGCGGCUGCGCCGGCAACCGCAACCAUGCCAGGCUGCACAGCAACACUCGGAAGCACCCCCUCGUUCUCAAUAUCCGCCGUGCCCGAAAACGCGUCGUCCGAGACGAGCCUCCCCUGAAAAUGUCGAAGCUUGCCAUUGCCGCCGAGACCGAGGCCGACAAGUAUGACACGACGCUGGCUGUCAAGUGCCUCGAGUGCGGGAUCGACGACAUUGACAAGACCGACCCAGCGAUUGCGCCAGUUGUGGAUGCCGUUAUGAAGGCACACACGUUUUCGCGGAAAGAGGAGGUCAAGGCGUGGGAGCAGGAGUUGACCAGCUGCGAGCACAUUCUCACGUUGCAGCAGGGGCCGCCCCGGAAGAUCGAGUCACAGAACUUGGGGCACUGCUCCAAGUGCGAUCUGAAGGAAAACCUCUGGCUUUGCCUGGAGUGCGGCAACCUCGGCUGCGGAAGGGCGCAGUUUGGUGGUGUGGGCGGGAAUUCGCAUGCUCUGGCGCACUCAACAGAGUCCAACCACGGCGUGGCUGUGAAACUCGGCUCGAUUACGCCCGAGGGCAACGCGGAUGUGUACUGCUACAAAUGCGACGAGGAACGGAUCGACGAGGACCUCGGUUCUCACCUGGCCAAUUGGGGCAUCAUCCUAUCAGAGCGGCAGAAGACGGAAAAGAGCUUGACCGAGAUGCAGAUCGAGCAAAACUUGCGCUGGGAGUUUUCGAUGACGACUGAAGACGGCAAGGAGCUGACCCCGCUCUUCGGCCCUGGCCUGACGGGUCUCAAGAACCUCGGAAACAGCUGCUAUCUGGCCAGCAUUCUGCAGUGCCUCUACGACAUGCCGUCCUUCCAGCAACGGUACGGUGGCCUUCUGUCGACUUCUGACGCGUCAGACCCUGCGCAAGACCUGGAGACCCAACUUCGGAAGAUUGGGGAUGGUUUACUUUCUGGACGCUACUCUAAGCCCGACUCGGAUGUCAUUACCUCGGAGCUUUCGCCAGAGAUUCCACAUCAGAAGGGGCUUCAGCCAUCGAUGCUCAAGCACUUGAUGGGACGCGGUCACCCGGAGUUCUCAACCAUGCGCCAACAAGACGCCUUUGAGCUCCUCCAGCAUCUCAUCAAGCUCAUCACGCGAUCGAAGCACCCCGCAGAGCUCGGCGAUCCCACCCAGGCGAUGCGCUUUGUCAUGGAGCAGCGCCUGCAGUGCCUGGGAUGCAACAAGGUCCGCUACAGCAGCACCGAGCAGGACAGCAUAUUCAUCGACGUCCCGCUCGAAAAGCUCCCGGCCGAGGAGGGCCAGAAGCCCGAGUACAAGCCGGUCCAUUUCAAGCAGUGCUUGGACAACCUGACGGCGCCGGAGACCGUCGAGCUGACUUGCGCGUCGUGCGGCAGCAAGCAAGGGUUCCUGAAGCGCACGCUCUUCAAGACGUUCCCCGAUGUCCUCGUCGUCAACGCCCGCAAAAUGACGCUCGAGAACUGGGUCCCCAUCAAGGUCGACGUUCCCGUCCUGAUCGGCGACGAACCAUUCGCGCUGGACUCGUACCUCUCCAAGGGCCUACAGCCCGAUGAGGAGCUCUUGCCAGAGGAGGCCGCCGCCGCGAGCAACGUACCCGCCUUUGUGCCUAACCAGGAAGCCCUCGUGAUGCUCCAAGAGAUGGGCUUCCCGCAGGUCCGGUGCGAGAAGGCGCUGCACGCGACCGGCAACAGCGAUGCGAACGCGGCUAUGGAGUGGCUGUUUGCCCACAUGGACGAUCCGGACAUCGAUGCGCCUCUCAACCUCGGCGGCGGCGCGGCCGAAAAGCCGGCCGCCGCGGUCGACCCCGAGAAGCUCGCGCAGCUGGAGGCGAUGGGCCUCGGCGGGCCGAGGGCGGUCAAGGCUCUCAAGGAGACGGGCGGGGACGUCGACAGGGCGGUCGAGUGGCUGUUUAGCCACCCCGAUGACCAGGGUGACUUUGGGGAGGAGGAUGCGACAAGCAGCGGGCAAAGCGAGGGGGUGGGCAAAAAAGGAGAGGCGGGAAGCAGCGCGCUGCCGGCGAACUUCCAGCUGCAAUCCAUCGUCUGCCACAAGGGCACCAGCAUCCAUGCGGGACACUACGUCGCGUUCAUCCGCAAGAAGCUCGGCGAGGAAGUUUCCUGGGUCCUGUUCAACGACGAGAAGGUUGUCAAGGCUGGGAAUGCGGACGAAAUGAAGCAGUUCGCCUACAUCUACUUCUUCAAGCGGGUUUAGCUCACGGGAGGCGGGUUUCGGGUUAUGACAAAGCACAAGCAUAACAAGACAACGGGCGAGCGGUCGGCCACGGUACUUCCGUAGAGAAAAAGAUGUGGCGUAGAAUAUACUUCCGACCAGUGUGAGCUGAAACAAGAAUGCAUUCCCGAAUCGCGCUCGACCCUUUGCUUUCCUUCCCAGGUAUCUAUACCGUAUUGUCCCGUCCAGCAAACUCCCCAAAACUCCGAACAACCACAAAACAAAGCCCGCACAUAAGCGUCAUAUUAUUACAC